AUGACCGAGCAAGCCGACCAAUGCUUCGUCGUGGCAAUCACCGAGGAGAAAACCAAACCCGACGAACCCCGCACAAUCGUCGCCACGCAGCUUCCAAACGUCUAUUCCUUGCCCGAUGAUGUGGAGGUGAGCGCGGAGGCGUAUCCCAAGAUCAACUGGUCGUACGGACCUGUCAAGGUUCUCGGGUAUGUGAAUCCCAAGAAGUUCGCGAUCCGGGUCCAAGUGUCCGUCUUCGGGGCCAAGCUGUUGAAUCUCACCGGGGAUCUGCGACGUGGGAUCUGCGCCAAGAUCAAUAUCAAGUUUGCAAAAGGGUCGAUCUGUUUCUUCCUUAAGAAUGGGAAAGAGGUGUGGGUCAAGUUGGACCUGAAGGCUACAGUCGGUGGGCACUAUAAGAAGGAGGCGAAGCUGUUGACUCUUUGA
Aspergillus aculeatinus CBS 121060 is the source of this 420-nucleotide messenger RNA. RefSeq lists its product as uncharacterized. The record is from RefSeq and is a predicted model, not a curated record. Lineage: Eukaryota; Fungi; Ascomycota; Eurotiomycetes; Eurotiales; Aspergillaceae. The transcript is spliced from 4 exons. The coding region runs from base 1 to 420 and encodes 139 amino acids.